AUGUCGUUCAUCGGCACUGGUUCCUUCGGGAACUACGACCUCACGGCCCAGAUGACUGGAGCCGGGUCUCCGCUGUCACGGCAGACCACACAUGAGCAGCACGAUGACACGCCGGCGAGCCCCUCUUCGCCGCGCCGGCUCAGCAAGACCCUGAGCAGAACACGGUCCAGGUCGGUGCCGGAGAUGCCUAAGGAGAAGGAGCAGGCUGGGGCCGAGAGGGAUGUCCCUACUGCUGGCACUGGCAAUGGCACCGAUACCGCUGUCGAGGACAACGAAGAGGACGACGCCAUCGAGGAGGAACGUCGCGCGAGCAUGGUCCAGGCUCUUGCUAGAAAGUUCACCGCUCAGUCCCAGGCCAACGUGCCCGCGGGCGCCAACGUCUUCAAGAUCGCGUCAGAGGAGGAGGACUCGCCGUUAAACCCCAAUGGUCCCAAUUUCAGUGCCCGUGCCUGGGCCAAGGCCGUUGCUGAGAUGGUGACCGGCGCUGGCGGCAAGUUUCGUACCACCGGUGUCGCUUUCCAGAAUCUCAACGUUUAUGGCUUCGGUACGCCCACUGACUUCCAGAAGGAUGUCCUGAACAUCUGGCUUGAGGCUGUCGGUCUGAUCCGGAAGCUCACGGGCACGGGCAAGCGUCGGAUUGACAUCCUGCGCGACUUCAACGGCCUUGUUCGCAAGGGUGAGAUGCUCGUCGUCCUGGGCCCCCCUGGGUCUGGCUGCACGACCUUCCUCAAGACCAUUGCCGGCGAUUUCAACGGCAUCUAUGUCGACGACAAGUCCUACUUCAACUACCAAGGCAUGACUGCGCAGGAGAUGCACACACAUCACCGCGGUGAGGCUAUUUACACGGCUGAGGUGGAUACUCACUUCCCACAGCUCACCGUCGGCGAGACCCUAACCUUCGCUGCCCAUGCUCGUGCUCCUGCUACCCUGCCCGAGGGCAUCACCAAGACCUCCUUUGCCAAUCACCUCAGGGAUGUCGUCAUGGCCAUGUUCGGUAUCAGCCACACCAUCAACACCCGUGUCGGUAACGAGUACAUCCGCGGUGUGUCGGGAGGUGAGCGGAAGCGUGUUACCAUCGCCGAAGCUGCCCUGUCGAACGCGCCGCUGCAGUGCUGGGAUAACAGUACUAGAGGUCUGGAUAGCGCCAACGCCAUCGAGUUUUGCAAAACUCUGCGGCUCCAGACCGAGAUCUUCCAGAACACCGCCUGCGUUUCCAUCUACCAGGCCCCGCAGAGUGCCUACGACCUCUUCGACAAGGUUACCGUACUCUACGAGGGUCGCCAGAUCUACUUCGGGAAGGCCAGCGAGGCCAAGCAGUACUUCAUCAACCUGGGCUUCGAGUGCCCGCCGCGUCAGACGACUCCCGACUUCCUCACGUCCAUGACCAGCCCGCAGGAGCGUAUUGUUCGCCCCGGCUUCGAGGACAAGGCCCCUCGCACGCCCGACGAGUUCGCCGCCGCGUGGAAGAACAGCGCUGAGUACAAGGCCCUUCAGGAGGAGAUUGAGCAGUACAAGAAGGAUCAUCCCCUCAACGGCCCGGAUGCGGAGGCCUUCCGUGCCUCUCGCAGGGCGCAGCAGGCCAAGGGCCAGCGCGCCAAGUCCCCCUUCACGCUGUCCUACGCGCAGCAGAUUAACCUCUGUCUCUGGCGUGGCUGGAGGCGUCUCAUUGGCGACCCCAGCUUGACUCUCGGGGCUCUUAUCGGCAACUUCAUCAUGGCUCUGAUCAUCUCGUCCGUCUUCUACAACCUCAAGCAGACCACCGACAGCUUCUACCAGCGUGGCGCUCUGCUGUUUUUUGCCUGUCUCAUGAACGCCUUCUCUAGUGCCCUCGAAAUCUUGACUCUUUACGCCCAACGCCCGAUCGUCGAGAAGCACGACCGCUAUGCCUUCUAUCAUCCGUCUGCCGAAGCCGUCUCGUCCAUGCUCUGCGACAUGCCGUACAAGGUGGUCAACUGCAUCAUCUUCAAUGUUACCUUGUAUUUCAUGACGAAUCUGCGUCGUGAGGCGGGACCUUUUUUCUUCUUCCUGCUCAUCUCGUUCUUUACCGUCUUGUGCAUGUCCAUGAUCUUCCGGACGAUUGCCAGCUCCUCGCGCACGCUGUCCCAGGCCAUGGUUCCAGCUGCCGUUAUCAUUCUCGCCCUCGUCAUAUUCACCGGUUUCGUCAUCCCCAUCGACUACAUGCUCGGCUGGUGCCGCUGGAUCAACUACAUCGACCCGUUGGCCUACGCGUUCGAGUCGCUUAUGGUGAACGAGUUUCACAACCGCAACUUCACCUGCACUUCGUUCGUGCCAAGCCCCAUGAUCGCCGGCUACGAGAACGUUGGCCCGCUGAACCGCGCUUGCUCUGCCAUCGGCUCCGUCCCCGGCUCGCCCGUGGUCAAUGGCGAUGACUACAUCAACUCGGGCUUCAAGUACUUCCAUGCCCACAAGUGGCGCAACUUUGGCAUCGUCAUCGGCUUUACGAUCUUCUUCCUCAUCACCUACAUGAUCGCUGCCGAGAACGUUGCUGCCAAGAAAAGCAAGGGCGAAGUCCUGGUCUUCCGUCGCGGCCACCAGCCUGCUGCUUUUGAUGACAAACACAAGGGCGACGCCGAGUCGGGUACCCGUCCUGGUGGUCUUGCUGCUGCUUUCGCUAAGGCUGCUGCUAACGGCGGCAACACUUCGGAUGGCAACUCCUCGGACAAGGAAGGCGGUCAGCUGCGCGGCACUACCAGCGUUUUCCACUGGAGCAACGUCUGCUACGAGGUCAAGGUCAAGGGCGAGACACGACAGAUUCUUGAUCAUGUCGAUGGUUGGGUCAAGCCGGGUACCCUGACUGCGCUGAUGGGCGUUUCUGGCGCUGGUAAGACCACGCUGCUUGACUGCUUGGCUGACAGAACUUCGAUGGGUGUCAUCACGGGUGAGAUGCUUGUUGACGGCAAGCCGAGAGAUGCUUCGUUCCAGCGCAAGACCGGUUACGUCCAGCAGCAGGAUCUCCAUCUCCAGACAACCACGGUUCGCGAGGCUCUGAACUUCAGCGCUCUUCUCCGUCAGCCUGCCCAUAUCCCGCGCGAGGAGAAGCUCGCUUAUGUCGAUGAGGUCAUCAGGAUGCUCGAGAUGGAGGACUAUGCCGAUGCCGUCAUUGGUGUCCCUGGUGAAGGUCUGAACGUCGAACAGAGGAAGCGUCUGACCAUCGGUGUCGAGCUUGCUGCUAAGCCGCCGCUCCUGCUCUUCGUCGACGAACCGACUUCGGGUCUCGACAGCCAGACUUCGUGGGCCAUCCUGGAUCUCCUCGAGAAGCUGACCAAGAACGGUCAGGCCAUUCUUUGCACCAUCCACCAGCCCUCUGCCAUGCUCUUCCAGCGCUUCGACCGUCUUCUCUUCCUGGCCAAGGGCGGCAAGACCGUCUACUUCGGCGAUAUCGGCAAGAACGCCGAGACGAUGCGGGCCUACUUCGAGCGCAACGGUGCUGAUGCCUGCCCUCCUGACGCUAACCCGGCUGAGUGGAUGCUUGAGGUCAUUGGUGCCGCGCCCGGCAGCCACACCGACAUCGACUGGCCCAAGGUCUGGCGCGAGAGCCCCGAGUACCAGGCCGUGCAGGACGAGCUGCGCCGUCUCAAGGAGAACCCCAAGCAGACGACGACGCUGGACGAGGACCCGGAUAGCUACAAGGAGUUUGCUGCGCCCUUCUGGGAGCAGCUCCGCCUGGUCACCCACCGCGUCUUCCAGCAGUAUUGGCGCACGCCCUCGUACAUCUACUCCAAGGCCUCUCUCUGCACGCUGGUCGCGCUGUUCAUCGGCUUCGUCUUCUACAAGGCUCCCAACUCCAUCAUGGGUCUUCAAAACCAGAUGUUCGCCAUCUUCAACAUCUUGACCAUCUUCGGCCAGCUGGUGCAGCAAACGAUGCCGCACUUCGUCACGCAGCGUUCCCUCUAUGAAGUCCGCGAGCGCCCCUCCAAGGUCUACAGCUGGAAGGUCUUCAUGCUUUCGCAAAUCAUCGCCGAGAUCCCGUGGAAUACGCUCAUGGGUGCCAUUAUGUUCUUCUGCUGGUACUAUCCCGUCGGCUUGCAGAACAAUGCUGCUGUCGCGGGUCAGACCGCUGAGCGUGGCGCCCUCAUGUUCCUGUUGCUUGUUGCCUUCCUGCUGUUCACUUGCACUUUCACCGACUUCAUCAUUGCCGGCUUUGAAACGGCCGAGGCGGGCGGUAACGUGGCCAACCUGCUAUUCUCGCUGUGCUUGAUCUUCUGCGGUGUCCUUGCCGGGCCGGACUCGAUGCCCAAGUUUUGGGAGUUCAUGUACCGCGUCAGUCCCUUCACGUAUCUCGUUAGUGCCAUGCUUUCGACGGCGGUGGCCAACACGAAUGUUGUGUGCGCCGCAAAUGAGUACAUGAAUUUUGUACCGCCGAAUGGCACCACCUGCGGCGAGUACAUGGAUUCGUAUAUCAAGGCAGCUGGUGGGUACCUGCUUGAUCCGAAUAACACGACCAUGUGCUCGUACUGCACCAUCAGCGACACAAAUGUCUUUUUGGCGGGUGUGCACUCUCAUUAUGAGGAUCGUUGGCGCAACUUUGGUCUUCUCUGGGUGUAUAUCGUCUUCAAUAUCUUCGGCGCCCUCUUCGUCUACUGGCUCGCCAGAGUGCCCAAGGGUAAGAAGGUUGCCAUCAAGACGAAGCAGGAGUAA
Messenger RNA from Thermochaetoides thermophila DSM 1495, 4659 nucleotides. Its product is annotated as putative ATP-binding cassette (ABC) transporter protein. NCBI's taxonomy places the organism in Eukaryota, Fungi, Ascomycota, Sordariomycetes, Sordariales, Chaetomiaceae. The record is from RefSeq and is a predicted model, not a curated record. Gene Ontology annotation, molecular function: ATP binding; ABC-type transporter activity; ATP hydrolysis activity. Bases 1 to 4659 code for a protein of 1552 amino acids. Gene Ontology annotation, biological process: transmembrane transport. The transcript has 3 exons. Gene Ontology annotation, cellular component: membrane.